This is a messenger RNA of Erigeron canadensis, 484 nucleotides long. RefSeq names its product glucan endo-1,3-beta-glucosidase 12. The record is from RefSeq and is a predicted model, not a curated record. Lineage: Eukaryota; Viridiplantae; Streptophyta; Magnoliopsida; Asterales; Asteraceae. The transcript has a single exon. Bases 28 to 471 code for a protein of 147 amino acids.
AUUCCCUAAUCACUACAAAACACAAAAAUGAUCCUUGUUCCUCUCCUCUUUAUUCACUUAACUAUUUCCUUAUUCACUAACGGUUCACUAGCCCAAAAAAUUCAUACUAGACAAACGGACGUAACCACGCCCAUAACAACCGUUCCAACGAUAACUUCAGGAAAUUCGAACCCAAUUGCACAACCUAAAGCCACAACCACCCCAUUACCAUCAUCAACAUUUUCAGGUCGAAGUUGGUGUGUUGCUAGUCAAUCUGCUUCGCAAACGGCAUUACAAGCUGCUUUGGAUUACGCUUGUGGUUUUGGGGGCGCAGACUGCUCCGCGAUUCAACAGGACGGUUCGUGUUAUAAUCCUAAUACCCUUCACCACCAUGCUUCUUAUGCAUUCAACAAUUAUUAUCAGAAGAAUCCAAUUCCUAGCAGUUGCAAAUUUGGUGGCACUGCCAUUACAACCAGCACUGACCCAAGUUAGUCUCUUUUCUUUU